This is a messenger RNA of Meleagris gallopavo (turkey), 2505 nucleotides long. The record is from RefSeq and is a predicted model, not a curated record. Lineage: Eukaryota; Metazoa; Chordata; Aves; Galliformes; Phasianidae.
GCGCUGAUGGCGGCCCUCUGUCCGCCCUCAGGAUGCGGAUCGUGGAUGACGACGUGGGCUGGAGCAGCAUCGCCGCUGUGCCCGAGAAGGAAGAGGAGGAGGACGAAAGCGACGUGCCCGUGGUGGCAGAGUUUAUUGAUGAGCGUCCGGAUGAAGUGAAGCUCAUGGAGGAGUUCCGAACAAACGCUAAAUGGAAGCUUUUAGGAGACCAGAAUGAAGACUCACAGAACUCGGAUAUUUCAGUCCCUGCCAAACCUACCACAAGGCAACAACGUCACGACUCCCCAGAUUUGUCCCCUCCCAGACAAGAGAGAAAUGAUUCCCCCAGCCUCUUACCUCGCAAGCAACAACAACGUGACUCCCCGGACCUGUCACCUCCGAGGAGGAAGCGCCACGACUCCCCGGACCUGUCACCUCCGAGGAGGAAGCGCCACGACUCCCCGGACCUGUCACCUCCCAGGAGGAAGCGCCACGACUCCCCGGACCUGUCACCUCCCAGGAGGAAGCGCCACGACUCCCCGGACCUCUCUCCCGAAAGAGUCAGUUCAGCAAUGGGAAAAAAAGGCUGUCAAAUGACAGAUAAGUCACUGCUGGGAGAGAUCCAAGGAGAGCAGCUUCAUUUUGGGCACAGCUCCUCCGACAAGCCCUUGUCACGUCAGAAGCAGCAGACUGCUCCAGAUCUGUCCCUUCAGUGUAAGAGGAGGUAUGAUUCUGACCCAGAUUCAUCACCGCCUCUGAGAAAGAGGGCUGGGUCACCAGGUCAGAAAAAGCUGAGUAAAACAAAAGAUGCUUCCCACGUAGAAAAGCUCCAUCGUGACUCUGAUUCUCCACCUCCACGAAGGGGUACCCAAAAUGCCUCUGAGGCAGACCUUUCUCCCCAGCGGAAGAAUCACAGGGCUCUGCCUACUGGAAAGAGUCAGCGUGGUUCAAGGAGUCCCCCUGAUCUCUCACGUCAUCGGUACCCUGAUGAUAAGGGAUCUCCCCAAAAGGCCAAAAUGAUGUCUGGGGUCAAAGCUGGCUUGGUGUCAGCUGACGUGCUGCGGAAAGAGCAGCAGGAGCUCAGGAAGCAGGAGAGAAGUAGCAAGCACUUGGAAGAGGAAUCCCGACACACAGAAACCAUCUUCCGUGACAAGUCAGGCCGCAAGAGGGACCUUGAGCAGGAACGGCUUGAACAGAAGCAGAAAGAUGAAGCAAAGUCAGAGCGAGAUGAACAAUAUGCCAGAUGGGGAAAGGGAUUAGCGCAGGGGAGGCAACAGCAGCAGAACGUGGAAGAUGCAAUAAAAGAGAUGCAAAAGCCUUUGGCCCGUUACAUCGAUGAUGAGGAUCUGGAUCGAAUGCUGCGAGAACAAGAGAGAGAAGGAGACCCAAUGGCUGAGUUCAUCAAAAAAAGGAAAGCCAAAGAGAACAAGGAAAAGAAAGAAAAACCUAGGUACAGUGGACCAGCACCUCCCCUCAACAGAUUUAAUAUAUGGCCUGGGCAUCGCUGGGAUGGGGUGGACAGGUCCAAUGGAUUUGAGAAGCAGUUCUUUGCCAGGAUGGCCGACAAGAAGGCGGUUCAGGAGCUUGCAUACAAGUGGAGCAUUGAAGACAUGUAGAAAGAAGAAAUAACCAUGUGAGACAACAUGCCUGAAUUGAGACUUGCUUGCUGCCACUGCCAGAGCCAUAAGUAAUGGCUCCUCUGCCUGGACCAAGUGCAGUCAUUGGCAUUCAGUAUCCUAGUGGAUCAUCCUCUAGGAAGCAAGGCUGUGUUUAGGGGAGAGCUGCUGGAGGAGGACUUUCCUGGCAGCCAGAAAGGACCAGUGCCAAAGCUGCAGUGGCUGCUGCCCACAGGAAUACUUCUGCUCCGUGGUGUUCCCUCAUGAGGUGCUGCAAACACUGAUGUCUGACCCACUUGUUUCUCUUCUAUAUAAACUAUAGAAACUGUGUUGAAUUGUUUUAUGCCAAAUGCUUUGUCCUGUGAAUCUUUUUUUUUUUUUUUAUACAAAUCUUCAAAUGUCCUAAAUCUCAGGUUUCUUUUCAUGGUGGAAAUAUGCUGGAAUCUAAGUCCUGGAGAGUUAACCCCAUCCGGUGUGUUGGCCUAUUGCAGCACACAGUUGUGGUUGCAGGUAUGGCUGAGUUCUUCCAGAGGGUGUUUUUUGCUCUGAAACAGCUCGGUACUGUGAGCUGAUUUACCUCUGGGCUUGUGUCAGAUCUGCCCCAUGUCCUCACCGUGAGCCCAGAGGGCUUCUGUUCAGUGUUGUGUAACUUUUAAGCCUUCUAGUUCUUGGAGUCUUUGGCUUGCAGCGAAGUUAGCACAGCAGAGCUGCUCAUAGCCCUUCUUGGAGCUGUGCCUGGUGGGUCAGUAUGUGGCAAGAAGCUGCUUGCUGUAUAUCACUCUGGUUCUCUCCUAGAAAAAGCUGAAAGAACAACACGCCGUGUUAUAUUUGACAGCAAAAUCUUCAGAAGCUCCAGCAGCUCCUUGGGGGUUAAUUUCUUGUGGAAAUAAACAUGCAGAGGCCAUUUAAA